Tupaia belangeri chinensis (Chinese tree shrew) is the source of this 1772-nucleotide messenger RNA. RefSeq lists its product as uncharacterized. Bases 1 to 1662 code for a protein of 553 amino acids. The record is from RefSeq and is a predicted model, not a curated record. NCBI's taxonomy places the organism in Eukaryota, Metazoa, Chordata, Mammalia, Scandentia, Tupaiidae. The transcript has 6 exons.
AUGAGUUCCCCAGAUAAAGUGUUUGUUUGGGGAGCCAGUUUUGGCCAGGAGGGUGGGGAACAGGCCACCAUCCCCUUGGCUGGCCCAGAAACACUGGAACCUGGACUAGGCCUUAAUAUGGCGGCACCUCGAAGCGGCGAGGGUGAGGGCGGGAUUGGAGACUCCGAGGGAGGAGCCUCAGAUGCCAAGGUUGACCUUGCAGGUGCUGAGAGAGGGCUUAUAAGUGCUGAGGGAGGCCUAGCAGGUGCUGAAGGGGCCCUUGAAGGUACUGAGGCCUUUGAUUCUAAUUUUGAACGAGAAGUGAUAAAGGUGGGAGGCAGGGUGAUUUGGAGCAGCGAUGGUCCAUCUGGGUCUGCUACAGACCAGAAGGGGGACACGCUGGACAGCGUGUCCCACUUCACUGAUGAAUCUGUGGCCAUCCUGCAGCAUCUGACUGACCAGGAUGCCCAGAGCGCUCAGAGAUACCCAACAGAAGAAAGUUUUGCUGGUGACAUCAUCAGCAUUUUGGGGGACGUAGAGGCAGGGUCCAGUGAUAGAGGUGCAUUUGCCCAGAGCUGUGCAGAAUCUCAGCAGGCCUCUGUACCCUCACCACACAUCAGUGGGCUCUUGGACACUCGGGCUUGGGUGAACUCAAAAACAGGCCGUAGAAGUAGGUUGAAUGUCAUUGUGAAGACUGAACAACCUUCUGCAGAAUGCCAGGCCGGGCAGCUUUCUGACCUGGAAUCAUCUGAUGACAGUGAGGUACAUAUGUUGAGGGUGAAUCUUUACCCCUUAAAGAGAGGCCAACCUAAGCCCAGCAGCCCCAAGGAAACUGGAAACUUCCCACACCCAAAACAUGCUAGGGACAAUUUCCCUCACUCAGGCCCUGUCCCGGCCUCUACUUCCCGAGGGCUCACUUUGGGCAGGGAUAGGAAGGCCACUGGAGAGUUAGAUAUACCCUCAUCCAAGAAAAUACCAAGUAUGGUCUUGGAAAAGGGAGGGAGCAGGCCCAGCCACCUGGCAGCUCCUGCUGUUGGAGGCCUGCCCUGGGCCACUACAAAGAAGAAGGUGGCCCAAGAAAAGAAAUCCCUGGGGGAUGCCUCAAAAAUUGGGUCAGGGAGAGCUUUUGCCUCAUGGGGACAGAGAUGCUCAGAGACUACCCAGGAAACAGCCAGCUUUCCACCAAUUGCUGGUAUUCCGCUGCAUGGGAAGUCCAAGAAAUACUCCUUCCUCCCUUCGGGACCCAGACACUCCAAGGUCGGAGGCACUGGAAAGAAAUCUAUGGUAAGGAGAAAGAGAGUGUCCCAGCCUGUGAAGGGAGAAGUUAAUGAACCAAAUAGAGAUGCGGUCCCCGGGGUCCAGUUUCCACCACACAGGCCAAGGCCACAUUGCCAAUUAGUGCAUCAUGGACAAUUCACCAGUGAGGACCCCAACACCAGAGGGUCCUAUUUUCUAGAAAAUUCACAGUCCUUGGCUCUGAGCCAGGGUGACAUCAUGCCCAGAGGCCCAGCACCCUCAGGCAACCAGGAGACAUCUGUGUCCCUCCCAGGACUGGAAAUGCAGCAGCAGCCACCUGAAGUCCAGGAUUGCCCGGAGUGUGUCAGCCUUCGGAAGGAACGAGACGACCUGAAGGAGCAGCUAGCCGUCAUGCAGUCCCUCCUUGACAAGUUCCAGGCCCUUUGAGGUUGAUCCCCGCAUUUCCCACAAGACAAGCAGCUGCUACCUUGGGAUCCCACCAGCUGUGGCCAAGCUGCUUCCCUGGUCUCCCGUUCCGCCUGCGUUUGCCCCUCUUC